AAAAUUCUAUUAUUUGCUAUGAUGGCGCGCUAAACAGUUAUUUUUUGCAUAGUAAAAUUUAUUUUAUGUUUGUAUUCAACAUUAUGGACAUUCAAAUAACAAAUACACGAAGAAAGAUAUUAAAUCAUGUAGUUUGUAGUAUUUUAGUAGAAUGUGGUUACGAUACUUGUGAAAAACAAGCAUUAGAAGUUCUCACAGAAAUGUUACAAUCUUUUAUCGUUGAAGUUGGAGAAUCAGCAAGAAAUUAUUGUGAACUUUCUGGUAGAACAGAACCACUCAUUGCAGACGUUAUAGUAGCAUUAAUAAAUAUGGGUAUAAAAUUAGAUAAUUUGGAAAGUUAUGGAAAGAGAGCUAAUAGAACAGUUUUACCACCACUUCAACAACAAACUCAAUCAAAGCAAUUAAAUAUUUUGCAAGCUGGAGUGAAACAAAGCCACCCAUCUCAUAUACCAAGUUAUUUACCACCUUUUCCUGAUCCACAUGCAUAUAUUAGAACUCCGACACAUAAGCAACCAGUCACGGAAUAUGAAGCAAUAAGAGAAAAAGCAGCAACACAAAAACGUGAUAUCGAAAGAGCUUUAACUAGAUUUAUUGCAAAAACUGGAGAAACUCAUAGUCUGUUUUUAACAGAAGAUAAUAGUAUGUUUCCAUUAAUAUCAUGUAAACCACAAUUUCCUAGUUAUCUUUCUGCAUUGCUUCCACAAGAUCAAAUAUUUGAGAUUGAUCAAGAUUUUCAAUUUGAACCAAGUCCAAUUAAAAAGAAAAAAGAACAAGAAACAGAAGAAUCGGAAGAAGGUAUAAAAGGACAAAAUGAAGAUAUUGAACAAAAUGGAGAAAUUACAACGCAACAAGAUGUUAUAGAUAAUCCUUAUUUAAGACCAGGAAAAAUACCAAAGAAUAAAAUACCAGGAGUUACAGCUCCUGGAUUACAUUUAAUGAAAAGGGAUUCUCUUGAAUGAUUAUAACAAUUGUAUUUUUUUGUUAAUUUUAUUAUUUUUUAGAUUAAUAUUGUGUAUAUAAUGCUUUUAUGAUACAAAAUGUAUUACACUAAUUUUUAUAUUCGUUUAUAUAAUAAAAAUUAAUCUUUAUUAUAAAUAA
Apis cerana (Asiatic honeybee) is the source of this 1098-nucleotide messenger RNA. It is a transcript of the gene Taf8, whose product is annotated as TBP-associated factor 8. The record is from RefSeq and is a predicted model, not a curated record. Gene Ontology annotation, molecular function: protein heterodimerization activity. Gene Ontology annotation, cellular component: transcription factor TFIID complex. Gene Ontology annotation, biological process: transcription initiation at RNA polymerase II promoter. NCBI's taxonomy places the organism in Eukaryota, Metazoa, Arthropoda, Insecta, Hymenoptera, Apidae.